AUGUUUAAUGGUUGGUCGUUUGGUGGAGAAUGUACGGAAGUCAGAGGCAGGGUUCCGGCAGUUUGGUCGGCCAUUGGUUGCCGGAAAAUGGACCCACAGGUAUCCACAAAAGAGCUUUACAAGUACUGGAACAAGAAGAAAGAUGGGUCAGGUCGGGUUUUGGUGGAAAUGAAGCAGUGGUUCGGGGACUUGAACUUGAAUGUUGUUCUCAGAAUGGUUGUUGGGAAAAGAUAUUUUGGUGCAACUGCUGAUGGGGAUAAAAUAGAGGCAAGGAAAUGCCAGAAAGUAAUGAGGGAUUUCUCUCAUUUGGCUGGACUUUUUAUUGUGGGUGAUAAUAUCCCUUAUCUUAGAUGGUUGGAUAUAGGUGGAUAUGAGAAAAAAAUGAAAGAACCUGGAAAAGAAAUGGUUAAAAUUGUUGAGAAAUGGUUGGAAGAGCACAAGCUUAUGGCAAAUUCUGGUUGUGAGCGGGAUUUCAUGGAUGUGAUGCUUUCAGCUGUAGAAGGCACAAACCUUCAAGAUUAA
Fraxinus pennsylvanica is the source of this 522-nucleotide messenger RNA. The record is from the annotation of a GenBank genome assembly. NCBI's taxonomy places the organism in Eukaryota, Viridiplantae, Streptophyta, Magnoliopsida, Lamiales, Oleaceae.